Messenger RNA from Monoraphidium neglectum, 1272 nucleotides. Its product is annotated as Preprotein translocase subunit secY. Lineage: Eukaryota; Viridiplantae; Chlorophyta; Chlorophyceae; Sphaeropleales; Selenastraceae. The transcript has 5 exons. Gene Ontology annotation, molecular function: signal sequence receptor activity; transmembrane protein transporter activity. The annotation marks the transcript as partial. Gene Ontology annotation, cellular component: chloroplast thylakoid membrane. The record is from RefSeq and is a predicted model, not a curated record. Gene Ontology annotation, biological process: SRP-dependent cotranslational protein targeting to membrane, translocation.
AUGCAGGCCCUAAGGACGAGGCCUGCUGCCCGGCUAGGGGCGCAGCAGACGCGCAAGGCGCCUGCGCCGCUGCUGCCGGCUAGGCUGGGAGCGUGGUGCGCAUCGACGGCGCCGCGCCCAGUGCGCGUCGGGGCAGCGGAGAAGGAUACCGUACCAGCAGAGACCGAAACGUCCAACAGCAAUGGCGCGGCCGGCGGCAGCAGCACGUCCGGCCCGCCUGCAGGCACGGCCUCAUCGGCAGUCGCGACCGCGCGCGCGUCGAGCGGCGCGGGCGCGAGCAGCAGCGGCGCGGGCGGCGGCAGCGCGACCGCGUCCCAGCAGGAGGAGGAGGGCUUUAGCUGGAGCGCAUUCUGGAACGGGCCGCUGCCGGGCAAGCUGGCGGGCCUGCUGGGGCUCAUCGUGCUCAGCCGCGUGGGCGUGUACGUGCGCCUGCCGGGCGUGGACGUGGACGCGUUUGGCGAGACGAUGGCGAGCAACGGGCUGCUGGGCUACGUGGACGCGCUGUCCGGCGGCAGCAUCAGCAAGGUGGGGCUGUUCAGCCUGGGCAUCAUCCCCUACAUCAACGCGUCCAUCGUGCUGCAGCUCUUCAGCGCGGCCUUCCCCUCGCUCAAGAAGAUGCAGCGGGAGGACGGGCCCCAGGGCCGCGCGCGGUUCCAGUGGUACCAGAAGCUGGCUGCGUUUGCGUUUGCCAUCGCCCAGGCCGUGGGCCAGCUGACCUACCUGCGGCCCUACGUGACGGACUUCAGCCCCGAGUGGCUGGCGGGCAGCACGCUGGCGCUGGUGGCGGGGGCCAUGAGCCUGGUCUACAUCGCUGACACAAUCACAGAGCUCAAGCUGGGCAACGGCACCAGCGUGCUGAUCUUUGCCGGCAUCGCGUCCAGCCUGCCGGCCAGCGUGGGGGCGCUGCUGGCGCAGAACGCCAGCGACGAGCCGGCCAACAUCGCCGUGUACGCCGCGGCCUUCUUCCUCACUACCCUCGGCAUCAUCUACGUGCAGGAGGCGGAGCGCCGCAUCCCCAUCAACUACAGCGGGCGCUACCAGGCCGGCGCCCUGGCGCGCCAGAGCUACCUGCCCUUCAAGGUCAACGCCACGGGGGUCAUGCCCCUCAUCUUUGCGUCGUCGCUGCUGGGCCUGCCCCUGGCCCUGGCGCGCUUCACCGACUCAACCGCGCUGGACGGCGUGGCCAACGCUGUGGGGCCGGGGGGUGCGCUGUACCUCCCGGCCAGUGUGGCCAUGAUCGCCUUCUUCAACUACUACUACACCUUCCUGCAG